This is a messenger RNA of Scutellospora calospora, 1593 nucleotides long. NCBI's taxonomy places the organism in Eukaryota, Fungi, Glomeromycota, Glomeromycetes, Diversisporales, Gigasporaceae. The record is from the annotation of a GenBank genome assembly.
AUGACGAACUUUUUCAUAACUAUUUUCUUUAUUUCUAUCAUUCAUACUAUAUACUUCUUAUUUACUUAUUCCUUAUACAUACCAACCGAAAAUAAAGAUGUAGACAUUUGGAAUUUAACAAUUAUUCAUACAAAUGAUGUUCACUCACAUUAUGAUCAAAUUAAUGAAGCGUUCACGGAUUGUACAAUGGAGCAAUUCGAAAAAAAUAGAUGUUUUGGUGGAAUCGCUAGACAUAAGACAAUAAUCGAUAAAUUAAGAAAAGAUAAUAAAAACUCGUUGCUUUUAGACGGUGGAGACCAAUUUCAAGAAACACUUGCUGCCCACUUUAAGCAAUUACAUAUACCAAUCGUGUGUGCGAAUAUCAAUACAACCUUAAAUCCUUUGCUUGGAGCAUACAUAAAGCCAUAUCAUAUAUUUGAAGAGUACAAUCUUGCUGUUAUCGGUUAUAUAACUGAUGUAACGGAUGAGCUUUCUAACGCAGGUCAAACCAUAUCAUUCACUGAUCCAAUUCCGGUAGUUCAACGUUACGUAGAUGAAAUAAAUUCAUUAGGAAUUAACCGAAUUUUAACACUAUCUCAUAUUGGAUACAAAUUCGAUAAGGAAUUAGCUGCAAAGACUCGUGGUAUUGCCGCGCAUAUCGGAGGUCAUAGUCAUAGUUUUUUAUCUAACGAUACUACCUCAAAAGAUCAUUUGUUGAUAGAAGGACCGUAUCCUACGAUUGUCAAAAAUGCUGAAGGAGAUGAUACUUUGAUAGUACAAGCAUUUUGGUCCGGAAAAUAUAUAGGACGUUUAGACAUCUCAUUUAACCAAGUGGGAAAACUUGUUUCUCACUCUGGUGCACCAAUUCUAAUUGAUCAAUCAAUUUCUCAAGACUCUGGCUUAGUUAACUUAAUAAGCAAAUGGCGAGCUCCAUUUGAUAAAUAUACAAAUAUUACAAUCGGCAAUGCAAUAGGCGCGUUUGAUCAAUCAAAAUGCCAAAUAGAAGAAUGUACGAUUGGGAACUUGAUCGCAGAUUCAUUACUUUGGUAUUGUCAACAAAAUAUUAGUAAUAAAUUGAACACUACUAAACUCGACACUAAGCAAAUAAACGCAGCAUUCAUAAAUGCUGGAGAGAUCAGAGCUGGGCUACUGGAAGGGCGUAUCACAAAAGCUAACAUUCUAACCAUUCUGCCAUUUAAAAGUUCUCUGGUAAUUUUACCUUUGACCGGAAAAAAUAUAACAGAUUUAUUAGAAACUGUAGUGGGAAAAUCAGACAACAUUAUUUCAGGAAAAAAAGUCAGUAGUUUUAUUCAAGUCUCUGGAAUUAGAUUUAAAUAUGAUAAUAGCAAACCGGUAUUUGAGAGAUUGAUUGAGGUAAGGGUUUGGAGUUGGAAUACUAAUAUAUUUGAGCUGAUUGUAGGUGAUAAGAUUUAUGACAUUGCUACUAAUGAUUUUGUCGCAAACGGUGGUGACGGAUUGCUUCCAUAUCCAGUUAGGGGAUUAGUUCCUUUGAGCACAGGAAAUGAGAUAUUAACAAAUUACAUUCUUGAUCAGAAAAAUAUAACGCCUUAUUUAGAUGGUCGUAUUCAAGAUAUUACCUUAUUGAACAAAUAA